CCCCUCCUCUUGGCCAAACUUUCCGGAGGGGGAAGGCUUUCCGAGGAAACGAAAGCGAAAUUGAAUCGGAGCCAUCUUGGGCCCCGCGCAGACCCGCGGAGUUUCCCGUGCCGAUGCUUCCGGUCCACUUAUAUUGCGGAGCAGCGGGAGCGUGGGGGUCUCGAGGGGCUGGUGCGGGGCCAGGGUAGUGGUGCUGGCGGGUCGGGGCGGGCAAUGCCUCGCGGGCGCCAUGAACCCGCAGCAGGGGCAUUCCCUCAGCGGAUACUACCCCCAUCCAUUUCAAGGCUAUGAGCACAGAAAGGUCAGACACCAGCAGCCUGGGCUGGGAUCUUCCCCCAACAGUUUCCUACGUAAGCAAAUAGAGUUUCUCAAGGGCCAGCUCCCGGAAGCACCAGUGAUUGGAAAGCAGACACGGUCACUGCCACCUUCCCUCCCAGGACUCCGGCCAAGGUUUCCAGCACCGCCUGUCUCCAGUACCGGAUUCAGGCGAGUGGAGAUCUGGGGUGUCCCCAGGAGCGUGCAUUUCGGAAGUCAGGGGCUCCAAAGAGCAUUCCAGCAUCCUUCACCACGUGGUAGGAUUCUGUCACAGAGAGGUGUUGAUUGCCUUUCCUCACAUUUCCAGGAACUGAGUAUCAACCAGGAUCAGGAACAAAGGAUCUUAAAGCUCUUGGAAGAGCUUGGAGAAGGGAAGGCCACCACAGCACAUGAUCUGUCUGCGAAACUUAGGGCCCCAAAGAAGGAAAUCAAUCGAGUUUUAUACUCCCUGGCAAAGAGGGGCAAGCUACAGAAGGAGGCAGGAACACCCCCUUUGUGGAGCAUCUCAGCCUCAGCUCAGGCUCGGAACCAGCACAACAGAGCAGUGAGACCAGAUUGUCAUAGCCAAGGAGCCUCCAACUCAGACCUGAGUUUGGAACCUGAAGACAGAAACUCCACGUCUGUCUCAGAAGAUACUACUGAGCCUUUUAUCACAGUCUCAGCUCAGGCUUGGAACCAGCACAGCGGAGCGGUGAGACCAGACGGUCAUAGCCAAGGAGCCCCAAACUCAGAUCCGAGUUUAGAAACCGAAGACAGAAACUCCACGUCUGCCUUAGAAGAUCCUCUUGAGCUUUUUGACAUGGCUGAGAUCAAGGAGAAAAUCUGUGACUAUCUCUUCAAUGUGUCUGACUCCUCUGCCCUGAAUUUGGCUAAAAAUAUUGGCCUUUCCAAGGCCCGAGAUAUAAAUGCUGUGCUGAUUGACUUGGAAAGGCAGGGGGAUGUCUGUAGAGAAGGGACAACCCCUCCCCUAUGGCAUUUGUCAGACAAGAAGCGAGAGAGGAUGCAAAUUAAGAGAAAUGUGAACAGUCUUCCUGAAACAGCUCCAUCUGCAAUCCCUGAGAUUAAAAGAAAUGCAGAGUUCCCCACCUGUAAUUUACCCAUAUCAAAUGCCUCAAAUAACAUGGUAACCACAGAAAAAGUGGAGAAUGGGCAGGAACCUGUCAUAAAGUUAGAAAACAGGCAAGAGACCAGACCAGAACCAGUAAGACUGAAACCACCUGUUCAUAACAAUGGCCCCUCAAGAGCAGGGUAUGUUGACUUUGAAAAUGGCCAGUGGGCCACAGAUGACAUCCCAGAUGACUUGAAUAGUAUCCGCGCAGCACCAGGUGAGUUUCGAGCCAUCAUGGAGAUGCCCUCCUUCUACAGUCAUGGCUUGCCACGGUGUUCACCCUACAAGAAACUGACAGAGUGCCAGCUGAAGAACCCCAUCAGUGGGCUGUUAGAAUAUGCUCAGUUCGCUAGUCAAACCUGUGAGUUCAACCUGAUAGAGCAGAGUGGACCACCCCAUGAACCUCGAUUUAAAUUCCAGGUUGUCAUCAAUGGCCGAGAGUUUCCCCCAGCUGAAGCUGGAAGCAAGAAAGUGGCCAAGCAGGAUGCAGCUAUGAAAGCCAUGACAAUUCUGCUAGAGGAAGCCAAAGCCAAGGACAGUGGAAAACCAGAAGAAUCAUCCCACUAUUCUACAGAGAAAGAGUCAGAGAAGACCGCAGAGUCCCAGCCCUCCACCCCUUCAGCCACACCCUUCUUUUCCGGGAAGAGCCCCGUCACCACACUGCUUGAGUGCAUGCACAAACUGGGGAACUCCUGUGAAUUCCGGCUCCUGUCCAAAGAAGGCCCUGCCCAUGAGCCCAAGUUUGAAUACUGUGUUCAAGUGGGAGCCCAGACUUUCCCCAGUGUGAGUGCCCCCAGCAAGAAGGUGGCAAAGCAGAUGGCCGCAGAGGAAGCCAUGAAGGCCCUGCAUGGGGAGGCGACCAACUCCAUGCUUUCUGAUGACCAGCCCGAAGGUACAAUCUCAGAGUCACUUGAUAACUUGGAAUCGAUGAUGCCCAAUAAGGUCAGGAGGAUUGGCGAGCUCGUGAGAUACUUGAACACCAACCCUGUGGGUGGCCUUUUGGAGUACGCUCGCUCCCAUGGCUUCGCUGCCGAAUUCAAGUUGGUCGACCAGUCCGGACCUCCUCACGAGCCCAAGUUCGUUUACCAAGCAAAAGUUGGGGGUCGCUGGUUCCCAGCCGUCUGCGCACACAGCAAGAAGCAAGGCAAGCAGGAAGCAGCAGAUGCAGCUCUCCGUGUCUUGAUUGGGGAGAAUGAGAAGGCAGAACGCAUGGGUUUCACAGAGGUAACCCCAGUGACAGGGGCCACUCUCAGAAGAACUAUGCUCCUCCUCUCAAGGUCCCCAGAAGCACAGCCAAAGACACUCCCUCUCACUGGCAGCACCUUCCACGACCAGAUAGCCAUGCUGAGCCACCGGUGCUUCAACACGCUCACUAACAGCUUCCAGCCCUCCUUGCUCGGCCGCAAGAUUCUGGCCGCCAUCGUUAUGAAGAAGGACUCUGAGGACAUGGGUGUGGUUGUCAGCUUGGGAACAGGGAAUCGCUGUGUGAAAGGAGAUUCUCUCAGCCUAAAGGGAGAAACUGUCAAUGACUGUCAUGCAGAAAUCAUCUCCCGGAGAGGCUUCAUCAGGUUUCUCUACAGUGAGUUAAUGAAAUACAACCCCCAAACCGCGAAGGACAGUAUAUUUGAGCCCGCUAGGGGAGGAGAAAAGCUCCAAAUCAAAAAGACUGUGUCAUUCCAUCUCUAUAUCAGCACCGCUCCGUGUGGAGACGGAGCCCUCUUUGACAAGUCCUGCAGCGACCGUGCUAUGGAAAACACAGACUCCCGCCACUACCCUGUCUUUGAGAAUCCCAAACAAGGCAAGCUCCGCACCAAGGUGGAGAACGGAGAAGGCACAAUCCCUGUGGAAUCCAGUGACAUUGUGCCUACGUGGGAUGGCAUUCGGCUUGGGGAGAGACUCCGUACCAUGUCCUGUAGUGACAAAAUCCUACGCUGGAACGUGCUUGGCCUGCAAGGGGCAUUGUUGACCCACUUCCUGCAGCCCAUUUAUCUCAAAUCUGUCACAUUGGGUUACCUUUUCAGCCAAGGGCAUCUGACCCGUGCUAUUUGCUGUCGUAUGUCAAGAGACGGGAGUGCAUUUGAGGAUGGACUACGACAUCCCUUUAUUGUCAACCACCCCAAGGUUGGCAGAGUCAGCGUAUACGAUUCCAAAAGGCAGUCAGGGAAGACUAAGGAGACAAGCGUCAACUGGUGUCUGGCUGAUGGCUACGACCUGGAGAUCCUGGACGGCACCAGAGGCACCGUGGAUGGGCCACGGAAUGAAUUAUCCCGGGUCUCCAAAAAGAACAUUUUUCUUCUGUUUAAGAAGCUCUGCUCCUUCCGUUACCGCAGGGAUCUACUGAGACUCUAUGGUGAGGCCAAGAAAGCUGCCCGUGACUACGAGAUGGCCAAGAACUACUUCAAAAAAAGCCUGAAGGAUAUGGGCUAUGGGAACUGGAUUAGCAAACCCCAGGAGGAAAAGAACUUUUAUCUCUGCCCAGUAUAGUAUGCUCCAGUGACAGGUGGAUCGGGGUGUGUCACGCUAGGGUGAGAGAGAGGUAGGCGUAGCAUUCCUCAUCACAUGGUCAGGGGAUUUUUUUUUUUUUUUUUUUUUUCUUUUUAAGCCAUAGUUGGUGAUACUGAAAACUUUGGGUUCCCAUUUAUCCUACUUUGGGAUUGCUAGGCAAGGUCUGGCCAGGCCCCCCUUUCCUUCCCCAAGUGAAGAGGCAGAGACCUAACAAGUUAUCUUUUCUUUCUACCCAAAACGGACAUAGUCAGUGAGCACCUGCGGUCCAUUUCCUCUUAAAAAGUUUCCUUUUGAUUUUUUUCCAUCUCCUUUCCCUUUGUGUUUGCUACACUGACCUCUUGUAGUCUUGAUUCGGUUUCAGUCAACUCUGGAUCAUGUCAGGGACUGACGAUGUCAUUUGUGGAUUACGCAGCUCCCGCUACUUCCCCUCCUCUUCUGAGAUUCUUUCCUUGUGAUCAGAAUUUCUCCGUUUACCCCUCAGAGGGUAAAGAGAUGAACUGAAAGGAUUUGGUGAAACGUUUGCAAGGGGAGGAGUUUAAAACUGCAGUUACCAGUGCAUGCAAGUGUGACUGGAACCUGCAGGUAAUGCCCAGCCGUCUUCCCAUCUUGCACUUCAGCCAGCCACAGGGCAGGCAAGGCAAGGAGGGCUGCUUCCCGAAGUGCAUCCCCUCCCCUGGCAGCAGGGAAGCCUAGAACCAGCCAGACUGGUUUAAGGGAGUUGCCCGGGCAAUAGCUGAGGUUUCACCCUGCAGGGUGACACAGACCACUUCCCGGGGAGCACAGGCAUUCCUUAGAAUAUUGCCAGGCUUCCAGCUGCCUCUUCCCCUAAAGCAUUCCUAGGAAUUUGCCCUGCCGGUGCUGGGUGUACACCCUAGCCAACUGGUAGGAAAAAUCUGGGACAAAUCCUAGAGGGUAUAAAAUCAUCUCUGCUCAGAUAAUCAUGACUUAGCGAGAAUAAGGGCAAAAAAUCAUGUUGGCUCACAUCACUGUUCCACCCAGCAUAAUCUCUCGCAUGACGGUGUUACCAAGGGAAUUUGACUAAGUCCUAUGUAAAUUAGGAGUGUUUAAAAGAAUGCCAUAGAUGUUGAUUCUUAAGUGCUACAGAUAACCUUUAAUUAAGCAGAUUUAAAAUUCAAGCAUACUUUUCCAUUUAUCCAAGCGCUUUCAUUUUUCCAGAUGGUUUCAGAAGUAGGUUCGUGGGCAGGGUGAAGACCUGAUCUUUAUAGGGCUGACACAGAAAGCAGUAGUUGGUGAAAGGGCAGGUUGUCUUCAAACUCUGUGAGGUGGAAUCCUUUGUCUACACCUCCACAUAACAUUGACUCUUGACUUGUGUGGUCAGAGCCGUUGGCCUCUCUGUGGAGUCUGAUUCUCUGGCUCUUGUGCAUUCUUUGAAUAGUCACUUGUAAAAAUUGUCAAUGCUUGAAGCUAUUUCCUUUACCCAGGUUGAAGAGACUUUGUUGGCUUUUAAAGUGUUGGUCAUGACUGCAAGAGCAGAGUGCGGAAGAGCUCCCCCAUAGACUUGAGUGCCCUCAUGAUGGGUGUGGGCCAGUUCUGAUUCUGUGUUUACAUGUCCCUUGGUAACAGUCAGCUAGACACACUCAGGAGGACUACCGAGGCUCUGCCACCGUCAGGACCUGAGCCUGCCUCUCUCCUUAGAUGACAGACCUCCAUCUGGGAACGUGCUGAGCCAGCGCCCUCAGUUGAUUUCCCUGCAAACUGCUGACUAGGUCACCCCCUGUCCAAUGGUAGAGACACAUUCACAUCUUCGCUUAUAUUCUAUACCCUCUGUACUUCUGACCAAAAAUUGACCAAAAUAAGAAAACACGAGUUUUAAAAAUAGACUAAGGAUGCCUUUGCGGAACACCAAAGCGUCCCAAGGAACUGGUAGGGAAAUGACACUUGUCUCCUGGGGUGGAAGAGGCCUGCUCCCUGGCUCUGAGUCUGCUGGGGGCACAGUAAAUCAGUCUUGGCAUCCACAUCCAGGGCAGAGAGGUCUGUGGUUCUCAGCAUUGGAAGGACUGAGUCUUCCGAACGUUUGGCCUCCGGUCCGUCUUGGGCAUUAGAUUCUCCAGCAGAGCUCUGGCCAGCUGCCUCUUCUUUAACUGGGAACACAGGCUCCCACAAGAUCAGAACCCCCACUCACCCCCAAGAUCUUAUCUAGCAAGCCUGUAGUAUUCAGUUUCUGUCGUAGGAAGAGAGCAAGGCAUCCCUGAAUUCCACGCGUCUGCUGGACAUGAGCCGUGUCUGGUCGCUCACCCCCCGCACCCCCUCGCCCCUCUUAGUCACACAGGACAGAGGAGGCAGCGCUUCUGCCCACUGUUACCUUCACUUUUUUGUCCAGUCUUUUGUUUUAAAUAAGCAGCACCCCUCCCCACUCUUUCUUUUUAAUGAUUUUUGUAGUUGAUUUGUCUGAACUGUGGCUACUGUGCAUUCCUUGAAUAAUCACUUGUAAAAAUUGUCAAUGCCUAAAGCUUUUUCCUUUACUCACGUUAAAGGGACUUUGUUGGUUUUUUGGAGUCUUGGUUGUGACUCCAAGAGCAGAAUCAGGAAGAGCCCAAGAACACAGACUUGGGUGCCACGAUGCUGGCUGCAGUCCAGUUUGUGAUUCCGCUUUUAUGUGUCCCUUGAUAACAACUUCCAAUAUACAUUCCUCGUAAAUAAAAAAAAAAUAAAAAAAAAAAAAGAAGAAUCUGAAUUCUUA
Messenger RNA from Saimiri boliviensis boliviensis (Bolivian squirrel monkey), 6629 nucleotides. RefSeq names its product adenosine deaminase RNA specific (gene ADAR). Gene Ontology annotation, cellular component: cytoplasm; nucleolus. The record is from RefSeq and is a predicted model, not a curated record. NCBI's taxonomy places the organism in Eukaryota, Metazoa, Chordata, Mammalia, Primates, Cebidae. Gene Ontology annotation, molecular function: adenosine deaminase activity; double-stranded RNA binding; tRNA-specific adenosine deaminase activity. Gene Ontology annotation, biological process: adenosine to inosine editing; RNA processing.